Molecule: messenger RNA, 1182 nt
Organism: Lactuca virosa
Lineage: Eukaryota; Viridiplantae; Streptophyta; Magnoliopsida; Asterales; Asteraceae
Source: the annotation of a GenBank genome assembly
AUGAUUCGCGUUGCUGCUGGUAGGCAGUGGAAUGGUAUUCUAAGAGAACUCCAUGGUUCAAGUUCGCCUAUCACACCACUGUUUCUGCAACAGUUUUCAACCACUAGUCAGUCUAAAGUGGCUUACACUGGCUCGGAAAUUCUCAACUACAUGGGGGGAUUGGAUGGUGAUGAAAAACAGUUGAUCCAUAAGUUGGUGAAUUUUCGCAUGAAAGAAGGCAAAAAGACAAGAGUUCGUGCUAUCUUCCAUGAAACUCUUCACAAGCUAGCUCGUACUGAUCGUGAUGCAGUGAAACUUAUAUCCGAUGCCCUAGAGAAUGUGAAACCCAUUUGUGAAGUAGCAAAAGUAAGAAUAGCUGGUAAUAUUUAUGAUGUCCCUGGGGUUGUAGCCAGGGAUAGGCAACAAACUUUAGCUGUUCGUUGGAUCCUUGAUGCAGCUAAAAAACGACGUACUAAUCAUAGCUCAAAAUUGGAGGAAUGUUUGUUUGCUGAGAUAAUGGAUGCUUACAGGAAGAGAGGAACUGCACAUUAUCUGGUCAUCUUUGUUGCUUUUCCUCAGCAUUUUGGACGUGUGAAGAUUGAUGAUGCUAGAGAAUCCAAUAAUCGAAGGACGAAGAACUGUAACUUUGCUCCAUUAGCUUCCCAAUUGCAUCUCGGCAUCACCUUUGAAACUUCUGCGUCAGAGAGCCAGUUUAAUAUCCCAAAUCUUCAUGUUGGCACUCUGGAUUCGCUUUUAUCCCUCAGCGAUGACUUACUCAAGUUGAAUAAGAAUAACAUAGAGCGCAUUUGGUACCCCUCAGCUACAAAUGAACCUGAUAAGCCUUUCCAAAAUUUGCAUUGCCUACUUAUUGGAGGUAAUAAAAUCCAGGAGACAUCUUCCAUUGAUGCCCUAAAUUCUUAUCCUGGCUUAAUGGAUAUUAGGUGCUCUGAGAAUCCAAUAACCGAUCCAAGCAGAGGUGGGCUUGUAAGAUUUGUUUUGAUUGUUCGUUUGGCCAAAGUAAACAUAUUAAAUGGGAGUGAGAUUACCCCUCGAGAGCGGAAAGAGUAUGAGAUUCGGUAUGUACGCCUUGUAAUGUCAAAGGUGUAUCAAAAUUUGGAAGAGAUCAAGACUCUUCACCCAAGCCCCAAUAAGAGCAAGUUUACUUGUCUUGGAAACAGGCAUCAUGUGGAAACAGAAGCAUAA